AUCUCUAUCCUGAUCUUGGCAAGAUGCCUUCCCGUCAGAAUUCUGAUGAGCUAAUAUUUUUUGUGAAUGGAAAAAAGGUAAUAGAGAAGAAUGCUGACCCUGAAGUAAACCUACUGCAGUACCUGAGGAAAGUCCUCCGUCUCACAGGAACUAAAUAUGCUUGCGGAGGAGGAGGUUGUGGAGCCUGCACCGUGAUGGUUUCAAGAUACAACACCAAGACCAAGAAGAUCCACCAUUAUCCAGUAACAGCGUGCCUGGUACCCAUCUGCUCUCUGCACGGGGCUGCGAUUACCACAGUGGAAGGAGUAGGAAGCAUCAAAACCAGGAUUCACCCUGUGCAGGAAAGACUCGCCAAGUGUCAUGGGACACAGUGUGGCUUCUGCAGUCCAGGCAUGGUGAUGUCCAUCUACACGCUGCUGAGGAACCACCCCGAGCCAACCCCUGAGCAGAUAACUGAAGCUCUUGGAGGUAAUCUGUGUCGCUGUACUGGAUAUCGACCAAUUGUAGAAAGUGGAAAAACUUUCUGUGUGGGAUCAACUGUUUGUCAAGUGAAAGGAACAGGAAAAUGUUGCAUGGACCAAGAACAGACGUCUUCAGUGGAUAGGCAGGAGGAACUGUGCACCAAACUGUAUGAUGAAGACGAAUUCCAGCCCUUGGAUCCAUCCCAGGAGCCUAUUUUCCCUCCUGAACUGAUAAGAAUGGCAGAAGAUCCAAAUAAGAGGAGGCUGACCUUCCAAGGCGAGAGGACCAGCUGGCUGGCUCCUGUGUCCCUGAAGGACCUCCUGGAGCUGAAGGCCAGUUUCCCUGAAGCUCCCCUGGUCAUGGGGAACACGACAGUGGGUCCCAACAUUAAAUUUGGAGAUAAAUUCUACCCAGUCUUCAUAUUUCCUCUUGGGCUUCCAGAACUGUAUUUUGUGAACACCACAGAAGAUGGGGUGACAAUCGGUGCAGGAUACAGCCUGGCCCAACUGAGUGAUGCUUUAAAAUUCAUUGUUUCGGAGCAACCAAAAGAGAGGACUAAGACCUUCCGUGCACUCCUGAAGCACCUGAGGACACUCGCAGGAGCCCAGAUUAGGAAUAUGGCUACUUUAGGAGGCCAUGUAGUGAGCCGGCCUCGUUAUUCCGACCUAAAUCCCAUACUGGCUGCAGGAAAUGCUACCAUCAAUCUAAUAUCAAAAGAAGGAAAACGGCAACUGCCUUUAAAUGGCGCUUUCCUUGAACGGUCCCCUGAGGCCAACCUGAAGCCAGAAGAGAUUGUGCUGUCUGUUUAUAUCCCUUAUUCCACUCAGUGGCACUUUGUGACAGGGCUGCGUCAGGCCCAACGGCAGGAGAAUGCCUCUGCCAUUGUCAAUGCUGGCAUGAGUGUGAAGUUUGAAGAUGGCACAAAUACAGUCAAGGACUUCCAGAUGUUCUAUGGAAAUGUUGCUUCCACAGUGGUGUCUGCCAAACAAACCUGCAGACAGCUGCUCGGGAGGCCAUGGGAUGACCAAAUGCUGAGUGAUGCGUGCCGAUUGGUUCUGGAUGAAAUCCACAUCCCGCCAGCAGCCAAAGGAGGCAUGGUGGAAUAUAAGCGAACCCUCAUCAUCAGCCUGCUCUUCAAAUUCUACCUGAAAGUGCGACAAGGACUGAAUAAAAUGGAUUCCCAGAAGUUCCCCGACAUUCCAGAAACAUACAUGAGUGCUCUAGAAGAUUUCCCCAUAGAAACACCCCAAGGAAUUCAAAUGUUUCAGUGUGUGGAUCCCAAUCAAUCCCUACAAGAUCCAGUUGGACACCCAAUCAUGCACCAAUCAGCCAUUAAACACGCCACUGGGGAGGCUGUGUUUGUGGAUGACAUGCCUCCCGUAGACCAAGAACUCUUCCUUGCUGUGGUCACCAGCACGAGAGCUCAUGCCAAGAUCACAUCCAUUGAUACCUCAGAAGCUUUGGCACUUCCAGGUGUGGUCGAUGUGAUAACAGCAGAGGAUGUUCCUGGAGAAAAUAACCACCAAGGAGAGAUUUUGUAUGCAAAAAAUGAGGUGAUUUGUGUGGGUCAGAUCGUCUGCACUGUGGCUGCUGACACCUACGCUCAUGCGAAGGAGGCGGCUAAACAAGUGAAGAUUGCUUAUGAAGACAUAGAACCAAGGAUCAUCACGAUCAAGCAAGCUCUGGAGCAUAAUUCUUUCCUCUCUGUGGAGAGAAAAAUUGAGCAAGGAAAUGUGGAAGAAGCCUUUAAACAUGUUGACCAAAUCAUUGAAGGUGAGAUCCAUGUGGAAGGACAGGAACAUUUUUACAUGGAAACACAAACUGUCCUGGCAAUCCCAAAAGAAGAAGAUAAAGAAAUGGUGUUAUACCUUGGAACACAGUUUCCAACCCAUGUGCAGGAGUAUGUGGCUGCAGCCUUGAAUGUCCCAAGGAGUAGAAUCGCCUGCUACAUGAGAAGAGCUGGAGGAGCAUUUGGGGGGAAAGUGACCAAGCCUGCUCUGCUCGGAGCUGUCAGCGCUGUGGCAGCCAACAAGACUGGCCGCCCAAUCCGCUUUAUCCUGGAGCGUGGUGAUGACAUGCUGAUAACUGCUGGCCGCCACCCACUUCUCGGAAAAUACAAAGUUGGAUUCAUGAACAAUGGUGUGAUCAAAGCUGCUGAUGUUGAAUAUUAUAUCAAUGGCGGAUGUACUCCUGACGAGUCCGAAUUGGUGACUGAGUUCAUUGUGCUGAAAUCAGAAAAUGCGUAUAAUAUUCCUAAUUUUCGGUGCCGGGGAAGACCUUGCAAAACCAACUUACCAUCCAACACCGCCUUUCGAGGAUUUGGCUUCCCUCAGGCUACAGUGGUGGUUGAAUCUUACAUAACUGCUGUGGCUGCUCAAUGUAACUUACUUCCUGAAGAGGUUAAAGAAAUAAACAUGUACAAGAAAGCUAGCAAAACAGCCUAUAAUCAGACAUUCAAUCCAGAACUCUUGCGAAGGUGCUGGAAAGAUUGUCUGGAAAAAUCUUCAUUCUAUGCGAGGAAAGAAGCUGCAGCAGAGUUUAACAAAAAGAAUUACUGGAAGAAAAGGGGGUUGGCCGUUGUCCCCAUGAAAUUUACCAUUGGACUCCCUAUAGCCUACUAUCAUCAGGCAGCUGCCCUCGUCCACAUCUAUAUGGAUGGCUCUGUCUUGCUGACUCAUGGUGGCUGUGAGCUGGGGCAAGGCCUGCACACCAAGAUGAUUCAGGUGGCCAGUCGAGAACUGAACAUACCCCAGUCAAAAAUACACCUGUCAGAGACAAGCACAAUCACAGUGCCUAAUGCCCUCUUCACUGCAGGGUCCAUGGGUGCAGAUGUCAAUGGAAGAGCAGUGCAGAAUGCCUGCCAAAUUCUGAUGUCUCGUCUUCAGCCCAUCAUUAGGAAAAACCCUAAGGGAAAAUGGGAGGAGUGGGUGGCCAAAGCCUUUGAAGAAUCCAUCAGUCUCUCAGCCACUGGAUAUUACAAAGGCUACCAGACACACAUGGACUGGGAGAAGGAAGAGGGGGAAGCAUAUCCCUAUUUUGUCUAUGGAGCCUCCUGUGCAGAGGUUGAAGUGGACUGUCUGACAGGGGCACACAAGCUGCUGAGGACUGACAUCUUCAUGGAUGCUGCUUUCAGCCUAAACCCAGCCCUGGAUAUUGGACAGGUUGAGGGGGCAUUUGUCCAAGGCAUGGGAUUCUACACCAUAGAAGAGCUGAAAUACUCCCCAGAAGGUGUGCUUUAUUCUCGGGGUCCAGAUGACUACAAAAUCCCCACUGUCACUGAGAUACCAGAAGAGUUCUAUGUCACUUUGGUGCAUUCCCGAAAUCCCAUAGCCAUCUACUCCUCCAAGGGACUGGGUGAGGCUGGAAUGUUCAUGGGAUGUUCCGUCUUUUUCGCCAUAUAUGACGCCAUAGCUGCUGCCCGCAGAGAGAGGGGACUGACCAAUACCUUCACCCUCAGUAGCCCAGCAACUCCUGAACUGAUCCGAAUGACUUGUAUGGAUCAGUUUACUGACAUGAUUCCCAGAGAUGAUCCUUCAACAUUUACACCUUGGUCCAUCCAUGUCUCUUAAUUUUAAGUUUUCUAAAACAUGAUCGACCUUAAAAUUUUUAAACUAAAACAAAAUAUAGGUUGACUAGCAAUUGUCAGGAUUAGUUUUGGCAAUUUUUAAUUAUUCUCAAAGGCUAGGUUGCUACGUGAUUAUGUUUUAAGAUGCUAGUUUUUGCUAAAAUGUGUAAUGAAACUUAAAAUAGAAAACCCUAAUUUUAGUUUGUAUGAUCCUCAAAGAAAUCUAUAUCAUUGUAAUUUUAAAAUAUUGUAGAUUUUUCAUUAGUAGCACCACUCAAGAUAGACUACUGGCACUUUCCUUUGUCCUUCAGAAAUCCGCCCAAAGUAGGGUAAAACCCCCUAGUUCACAUCUCCUGAUACUGGAUUCUCCCAAAGCCAAUUGUGUGUUGAUAAUAGCAAGUUCACCUGUAAAGAAUCCUUCACUUGCCAUGUCUGCCAAUUUCCUUGGCAUAAGAACUCCCACCUUGAGUAAUUCCAAGCCACCAACAUGAGACAUCCAAAUGUGGAGUUGGAAAGAAGUGCUUAUACUCAGUGUUCAUGAGAGGGUAAGAGCUGACUCCCACAUUUCAAGCACCCUACAGUCUCAAAUCCCUGUCACUUCCAUGUGGUCCAUUUGGAAGUAAGCAUUGCUAUUGCUGGGAUAUGGUUUAUAACCAAAACAUUCAUCCCUAGUGUGGUAGUGUUGGGGUAGCAGGUGACUGGCUCGUGACUGCCCUUGUGAAUGGAUUGAUGCUAGGACUCCAGGAAUGGAUUGCUUCCCACAAGAGUAGUUACAGAAGAGCAUGCCUGCCCAGUCUCUUGCUUCCUCGCUUAUGCAUUCUCACUUGUGCUGCCAUCCUCCCUGCUGUGACACAGAAGGUGUUUACCCCAACAUGAUCACCUUCUAGAAUUUUCAGCAAAAAUAAACAUCUUUCCUUUA
Messenger RNA from Ochotona curzoniae (black-lipped pika), 4946 nucleotides. RefSeq names its product aldehyde oxidase 4. Lineage: Eukaryota; Metazoa; Chordata; Mammalia; Lagomorpha; Ochotonidae. The record is from RefSeq and is a predicted model, not a curated record. Gene Ontology annotation, molecular function: FAD binding; iron ion binding; 2 iron, 2 sulfur cluster binding. Bases 24 to 4031 code for a protein of 1335 amino acids. The transcript is spliced from 35 exons.